Calypte anna (Anna's hummingbird) is the source of this 5637-nucleotide messenger RNA. RefSeq names its product PDZ domain containing ring finger 3 (gene PDZRN3). The coding region runs from base 66 to 3245 and encodes 1059 amino acids. Gene Ontology annotation, molecular function: ubiquitin protein ligase activity; protein binding. The transcript has 10 exons. Gene Ontology annotation, cellular component: neuromuscular junction. Gene Ontology annotation, biological process: neuromuscular junction development; protein ubiquitination. NCBI's taxonomy places the organism in Eukaryota, Metazoa, Chordata, Aves, Apodiformes, Trochilidae. The record is from RefSeq and is a predicted model, not a curated record.
UUUGUGUUUUUGUUUGGGUUUUUUUUUUUUGGUUUGGUUUGGUUCUUUUGCAAAUCGGAAGGAGAAUGGGGUUCGAGUUGGAUCGCUUCAACGGGGACGUAGAUCCCGACUUCAAAUGCAAUCUCUGCAACAAAGUUCUGGAGGACCCCUUGACCACCCCCUGCGGCCACGUCUUCUGCGCCGGCUGCGUUUUGCCCUGGGUGGUGCAGCAGGGCAGCUGCCCCGUCAACUGCCAGCGCAUCUCCACCAAGGAGCUCAACCACGUCCUGCCCCUCAAGAGCCUCAUCCUCAAGCUCGACAUCAAAUGCGACAACCACGCUCGGGGCUGCGAGGCGGUGGUCCCGCUGCAACACCUGGGCGAGCACGCCGAGACCUGCGACUUCUCCCCCGCCAAGUGCCGCAACCGCGGUUGUCGCCAGGUCCUCAACCUCCGCGACGUGGAAACCCACAUGCGGGAGCGCUGCGAGGCGCGGCCCGCCGGGCUCUGCGAGCAGGGAUGCGGAUUGAUGCUGACCCACGGCGAGCGGCGGGCCGGCGGACACGGCUGUCUGCGGGCCCUGCGAGCCCACGGAGCCGCUUUGCAGGCCCGGGCGACGGCGCUGGAGAAGGCGCUGAAGAAGGAAGCGCUGCGAGCCGGCAAGAGGGAACAAUCGCUGCUGUCGCGACUGGCGGCGGCUCAGCUGGAGCUGCAGGUGACGGCGCUGCGGUACCAGAAGCGCUUCACGCAGUACAGCGCCCGCCUCGACGCCCUGGCCCGAGCCCGCGCUGCCUCCCCCGGAAAGGGUGAAGAAACUAAAGCACUGACUCUCAUCCUUCAUCGUGACUCUGGCUCUCUUGGAUUUAAUAUUAUUGGUGGCCGACCAUGUGUGGACAAUCAAGAUGGUUCAUCUAGUGAAGGAAUUUUUGUGUCAAAAAUAGUUGACACGGGGCCUGCUGCUAAGGAAGGAGGGCUGCAGAUUCAUGACAGGAUUAUUGAGGUCAAUGGGAAAGAUUUAUCUAAAGCAACACACGAGCAGGCAGUGGAAGCCUUCAAAACUGCCAAGGAACCCAUCGUGGUGCAGGUCCUGAGAAGAACUCCACGCACCAAGGUCUUCACCCCUCCUCAGGAGUCUCAGCUGGUAGAUGUGGGCACACAGACUGAUAUCACUUUUGAACACAUCAUGGCUCUGAGCAAGAUGGGCUCACCUACUCCUCCUGUCUCUGUGCUAGACCCAUACCUCCUGCCUGAAGACCAUCCAUCAGUGCAUGAGUACUAUGACCCAAAUGACUACAUGGGAGGAAUUCAUCAAGAAAUGGACAGAGAUGAGUUGGAAUUAGAGGAAGUAGAUUUACACAGAGUGAACAGCCAGGACAAGCUUGGCCUUACUGUAUGUUACAGAACAGAUGAUGAAGAUGACAUGGGGAUUUAUGUGAGCGAGAUUGAUCCCAACAGCAUUGCUGCCAAAGAUGGUCGACUCCGGGAAGGGGAUCGCAUCAUUCAGAUUAAUGGCAUAGAGGUACAGAACCGAGAAGAAGCUGUGGCACUUCUCACCAGUGAAGAAAGCAAGAAUAUCUCCUUACUUGUUGCAAGACCAGAAAUUCAGCUGGAUGAAGGAUGGAUGGAUGAUGACAGAAAUGAUUUUCUGGAUGACUUGCACAUGGACAUGUUGGAGGAACAGCACCACCAGGCAAUGCAAUUUACUGCCAGCAUGCUUCAGCAGAAGAAGCAUGAGGAGGACGGAGGUACCACAGACACAGCCACCAUUUUAUCCAACCAGCACGAGAAGGACAGCGGCGUGGGGCGCACGGACGACAGCACUCGGAACGAUGAGAGCUCUGAGCAGGAGAACAACGUGGAUGAUCAGACCACCUCCUCCAACACUUUGGGGAGCCAGAAGCAGCUGACAUACAGCCACGACACCCUGGGAAGCGGCGACAUGCAGUUCAGCAACGAGUCCUUUAUCUCUGCUGACUGCACAGACGUCGACUUCCUUGGCAUCCCCGUGGAUGAAUGUGAGCGAUUCCGGGAACUGCUGGAGCUGAAGUGCCAGGUGAAGUCUGCCAACCCUUACAGCCUGUACUGUCACAGCAUGGAGAUGAGCAAGAGCGACCAAGAAAGUGUUGACAGAGAGCUGGAGAUGCUGAAUGAGGAGCUGCGUAAUAUUGAGCUGGAGUGCCUGAAUAUUGUGAGAGCUCACAAAAUGCAGCAGCUGAAAGAGCAGUACCGGGAGCCCUGGAUGCUCCAUAACAGCGGGUUCCGUAACUACAACACCAGCAUCGACGUCCGCAGGCACGAGCUCUCGGACAUCACGGAGCUCCCUGAGAAGUCUGACAAGGACAGCUCCAGUGCAUACAACACAGGGGAAAGCUGCCGGAGCACGCCGCUUACGCUGGAGAUUUCCCCCGACAAUUCCCUGCGGAGAACUGCGGAAAGCAUCGGCUGUCAAGGUAAUGAGGGGGCAGUGGCAUAUAGUGUCUCCCAAAAGAAUUCGUUUGCCAGCUCGGAAAGUCAUGAAUCCAGCAGUGCUAAAUGUCACGCCUCUGCUAAAGAGCCUGACCUUGGGAAGCAGCUGGAAAACAAGGAGAGAAAAGGCAGCGAUGGAAGCAAAAGCCCUACUCAUGGUCAGAAACCUUCUAGCUCCUACGUCUCUCCAUACCAUCACUCUCCCUAUAAGCACGCUCACAUCCCUGCCCACGCACAGCACUACCAGAGCUACAUGCAGCUGAUCCAGCAGAAAUCAGCAGUGGAGUAUGCACAGAGCCAGAUGAGCCUGGUGAGCAUGUGCAAAGACUUGAAUUCAAGCCCGAAUGAGCCGAGGAUGGAGUGGAAAGUCAAGGUGAGAAGCGACGGGACCCGUUACAUCACUAAGAGGCCAGUGAGGGACAGGCUGCUGAGAGAACGUGCCAUAAAGAUCAAGGAGGAGCGGAGUGGGAUGACCACGGAUGAUGAUGCCAUCAGUGAAAUGAAGAUGGGAAAGUACUGGAGCAAGGAGGAGAGGAAGCAGCAUCUUGUGAAAGCAAAGGAGCAGAGGAGGAGGAGGGAGUUCAUGAUGCAGAGCAGGUUGGAGUGCUUAAAGGAACAGCAAGGUGCAGAGGAAAAGAAGGAGAUGAACAUCAUUGAACUGAGCCACAAAAAAAUGAUGAAGAAGAGAAAUAAAAAGAUCUUUGAUAAUUGGAUGACAAUCCAAGAACUGCUGACCCACGGAACCAAGUCACCAGACGGCACACGGGUGUACAAUUCCUUCCUCUCAGUGACUACUGUAUAAUCACCCUUGCUAAAUUAUGUACAUAAAACACUACCAUUGAGGUAGAAAUCAAUGCCUCGUUCAAUGUGGCAAGAUUUUUGUAUAUAAGAUACAGUCAUCAAGUUUAUAGUUCAAAUACUGAACUCUACAACUGUGGGUGCCGGGAUCUCCACCCUGAAGUGGAGAGGAAGCUUUCCCAUCUCCUUCAGAGGCAAUACCAGCAGUGCUUUUUGGAAUACUGAUUGUACUUUUUUACUUCUUACCUUUUACAUGAAGUGUUUAAAUAUCAGAAAUGUAUUAACCAUACUUACACAGGUAAUUUGCUUAAACUAUAUUCAUAUUAAAAGGUACCCAUGCUUUUCCUUACCUAAAAGAAAAAAAAAAUGCAAAAACCCCACAAGAGCAACUGCACAUAUGUAUUUUUUUGUGAUAUUAUUUUGCUGUUGUUCACUUCUACACAAAGUGCUGUUUAUCGAUAUUUAGCUCAAGGUUUGAACUCAGAAGUAGAGUCAUUCUCUUGUAAUAUUUAACAUUUAUCAAACAGCAGUUUUUAGACUUACAAUCACCAUUUAAACAUUUUUCUUUUUAAGGUUUCUGAAGAAAGUAUAUAAGGGUUCAUCUGAAAAGCCUGAAGCCAAGUACACUAUCCUGCAGCUUUAAAUGAUUUUAAAGCAUGUUUGCAAAUGUUGCAACCUAUUGAAAAAACGUGCAUGUACAGCUGAUUUGUUGAUAUAAAAGUUUGCAGAAUUUGAAAAGCCCAUGGUAGUAACUGUUUGCUUUAUAGGUUUGAAUGUAUUGAAUUAUAAAAGCAGUUUCAUGAAAUCAUCAUUAGCUACAAACGUUAACAAGUAAAAUGAAGUAAAAUAAAUUAUUGUUUUAUAUUUCAAACUAUUUUAAAUUCUUUUGACUCCCCUCUGGUUUCAACACAUAGAAUAUUCUUUCUUUGAGCGUGGGUCCUGUGCUGCAGGGAUUCCUGGACAGCCCACAAGAGUCAAACCUAAUGGGAAAAUCUGCCUCGUGACUUUGGGGGAAAUUUAGGUUGAGAUUUUCUUGAGGGCAAGAUGGAAGUAAAAAUAUUAAGAAUAAAACAAUGCAUAAAUUCAACUUAUAAGACAUCUAAGAUGACCUGUGAGAGAGAAACAGGGCUUGUGCUCUUCUGUUUAGCUUUGGUUUGGGGUUUCUUAGUGGUAUGUACAAACUACAACGUGGGUUUGCAUUAAAACCAUCCAAUAUAUAGAUUAAAACCUACAGAUUAAGCAAAUAAAUAUAUAAAUUGAAAUAGGGAAAAAGACAAAAACUAAAUGUCACAGAUCUCACUCCUUUUCUCAUUUUUUUAGUUCUAAUUAGGAAUUCAGAUAUAAAUUGGGAAGGUUUGCUGGAGGAAGUAAAGUACCCUCAUUACAAACAACUCCCAGAUUCUCAGUCCCCUCUUUCUUUUCUCCUGCCACCACAAAAAAUCUUGCUCCCAAACUCCUCCAGAUUGCUGCUCUGAACUCUUCCAUCAUAAAUCUACAGAUCAAAACAAUUUAUAGAAGUGAAAUAUUGGAAAGGCAGAGAUUAGCAGCUUCUCAGUGCCUAUUCUGAAAAUAAUGUCUUUGUUUUGGGGAUUUUGUCCUCCCUUUGUGAAGUACCACUGAAAUAUCACUGAACAAAUGUCUACCAUAUUCCACAUCCAACUCUUCCAUACUCAAAAAUGCAUUUUCACCCCAUGUAAAUAGGCACUGCCCCUUGAAAUCUGGCACUCCUAUCAAUAACUCUGUAAAUUUAUCUUCCAACAAUAUUUUCCUUUGGGAUGGAAUACUUGUUCUACUGUAGUCUAUGAAAGACUUUUUUUUAAAUUGACUUAAGCCAGGAUUUCACCUCCUGUGAGGUGAAACAUUGUCAUCACCAUGGAGAAAGCAGGGGAAAAAAAGUGUUAUUUUCACAAGACACUACUUCACUGUCAAAAUAAGACACCUGCUAUCUUCAUCUCAGAUUUGCUUUAAUUUGGGUUCGUGCUGUGUUCAUCCCAGCUGCAGGUGUGAGAGCCCUAACAAAAUAUUGCCUCUCCUAAAGCUCAGAAAUUCAGAUGCACAGGCAGAGCUGUAAUUAGUGGGGAAUCUCAGUCCUUAAACCAGACACAAAAAGCCAAUUCAGCCAUCUUUAGUCUACCUGGAAAUACAAGAGUAAGAAUUGAAAUGUUCUAAUAAGGAAGAACUAUCAAAGUGUUCCUCAAAAAUAGGCUCCUUUGGAAUAACUGCACAGGAAAUGGUUCCUUUUGGCAUCAGUUAUAAAUGCUGAGCAUUGUAUGCAUGCGUGUAACAGCAGAAAGGUAUUGGGGAAUUCAGUGUGAUGUGUAGAAAUGACAUCAAAACAUCAUCAGUAUGAAAGUUUACCUUCUUUAAGAUGUUGAAAUAAAAUUAUUGGCCAAUAA